Molecule: messenger RNA, 6151 nt
Organism: Thrips palmi
Lineage: Eukaryota; Metazoa; Arthropoda; Insecta; Thysanoptera; Thripidae
Gene: Fas2
Product: fasciclin-2
Exons: 12
Coding region: 429-2765 (778 amino acids)
Biological process (GO): cell adhesion
Cellular component (GO): membrane
Molecular function (GO): protein binding
Source: RefSeq, a predicted model, not a curated record
UGGCCGCGAGCAGUCGCCAGGUCCGCGUCGGGGAGUCCCGCGCUCGCGUCGCGAACGUCCAGUGCUACGUACGCUACGCCGAUCGGCACUCGCCCUCGCAUUCCCCGCGCCAACACCGACGCCUUCAAGCAGCGUCGCGACGCCCAGCGACGCCCUGCCCACAGCAGGGGCGUCUGUUCUCCGAAGAUUAAGGUGGCCGUCGUGGACGGACUGUGCUGUCAGUGCGGGUGUGGCCGUGACAGGUGUGAAAGUGUCUAACAAGUGGUUUCUGUGACGAGGCAGUGUGUGUGCCCAAAGUGUCGAGUGCCCUGGAUAACCCAAAGUGCAAGCCGAGUGACAAGUGUGUGAGGCAGAAGUGACGACCCGCUGUGUUUCUGCUGGAAACAGUGUGCAUUAUUGUGAAACAGUCGCGGGGGAGCGUCGAGACAAUGAAGACCAGGAAGAUGACGGAGUCCGGCGGAGGGGGGCGUUGGUGGAUCUACGCCUUGCUCCUCGUCGCUACGUUUAAAGAGACGCAGUCCGCGCGCACGCCCGAGCUGAUGAUCCUGCCGUCGCCCUCCGUGCAGACCAAGCCCAUCGGCAAGAACGUGCUGCUGACGUGCCGGGCCAACGUGGAGAACCUGCUGCUGCUCACCGACAUGCAGUGGCUGGACCCCAACAACCGCACCAUCCUCAACAACGAAGUGACGUACACCAACAGCCCGCAGCGCAUGCACACCGAGCAGAUGCCCACCUCGCUGGCCCUCAUCAUCCCCGCGCUCCGGGAGACGGAGGCCGGCGUGUACACCUGCACCGCCACCUACGCCAACUCGGAGAAGCUGUACAAGUCCGUGCGCAUCGAGACCAUCGUGGCCAUCACCUGGGAGGACGCCCCCGAGGAGCAGUUCCCCAUCCUGAACAAGGACUUCAAGGUGCGCUGCAAGGUGACGGCGCAGCCCGCGCCCGCCGUGGACUGGACGCGCAACGGCGAGAUGAUCUCGACGGGCGGCCGCUACGUGGUGGAGACGGACGGGCUCACGAUCCAGCGGCCCGUCGAGUCCGACGACGGCGUGUACACGUGCCGCGCCAUCGUCAUCCAGACCGGUGAGCUGGCGCAGCGCGACAUCCACGUGGAGGUGCACACGCCGCCCACCUUCGAGGACAUGCUGGCCUCCACCAAGAUCGUCGAGGGCGAGACGGCGACCAUCCGGUGCCGCGCCCGCGGCAAGCCCAAGCCCACGUUCGCCUGGAUCAAGGCCUCCACGCAGCAGAACAUGGCCUCGGCCGACCGGUUCAAGGUCAACCCCCUCACGGGAGACAUGAUCAUCAGCGGGGUUCGGCCCGAGGACAGCGGCGACUACAAGUGCGUGGCCAGCAACAAGGCGAGCACGGUGGAGAAGACGGUGCUGGUGAACGUGCUGGUCAAGCCCAGGAUCAGCGACUUCCGCAACCUGUCCGUGCCCAUCAACACGGAGGUCCGCAUGGAGUGCCGCGCCUCCGGGAACCCCCUGCCCACCAUCACGUUCAAGAAGCUGAACCAGCAGGCCAGGCCCUACGUGCUGGGACGCCAGCCGACCGACCAGCGCAUCGAGCUCACGUCCGUGGAGGACCCGUCGCGCAGGGAGGCCGUGGGCACGCUCCGCGUGCUGCGCCUCGGCCGCUACGACGACGGCCUCUACGUCUGCAUCGCCUCCAACGAGGGUGGCGAGGCUACAAAGAACGGCCAUCUUUCGAUCCAGUUCCCGCCUUCCUUUGCAAGCACCCCAGUUGAUGUGUGGUCUUGGGGGCAGAACCCAGUGAAUAUUUCAUGCCUGGCUGAGUCGAUCCCCAAUGCUACAAUCACGUGGAAACUGAAUGACCGUGAAGUUGAACGUGAUCCCAAUGUUCAGAAAUUAAGCUCCGGUCCUCAAAGUAUAAUUAAGAUCACUCCACGUCGUCGUGAAUACUAUGGCGUGUACAAAUGUAUUGCAUCAAACAUUUUGGGAACUGCUGAGACAACCAUCACUUUGAAGGAGGCUAUUCCACCAUCAGAGGUUCUUCAAGCCAAAAUCGAAUCCAUGACAGCCACAACUAUCACAUUCUCCUUUGUUGGACCUCAAAAUUUCGGUGGCCGUCCUCUUAAGGCCUAUGCUGCUCAAAUUAAGAAAUCAGCUCAGCCCUGGGAAUACGCCUACAAUAAGACUUGGCCAGCAGAUUCAACAUACGUUUUGGAGAACCUGGAGCCUCAAAUGGAGUAUAACUUCCGAUUUGCUGCUGCAAAUGAGGUUGGCUUCAGUAAUUGGGCUGCAAAUGUCAUUAUCACAAUGCCUCGACGAGCUGCCCCAGAAGAGCCUCGCAUCUUGAACCCCAUUAUUGAGGAAGGAUACGUUGUCUCGCCUUACUCUGACCGAAUGGAGGUCCGCUGGAAGAUCCCCGCUGACAAUGGUGAAGCUAUUGACAAGUAUCAGAUUCGAUACUGCCCUGUCAAAAGGGAUCUAGCUGGUUACUUUGUAGAGACCGGAGAACUUUGCCAAACCAUGCACAUUCCCCAGGAGCAUUCUUCUGUUGAACUGAACAUGCUGCACCCAGAUACUUUCUAUAGAGUGGAACUCCAAGCGCACAAUAUGAUUGGCUACAGUGUUCCAGGAAGGGCUACCUUCAAAACAGCGCGCGAUUUAUCCGCUACAGGAAUAUUUUAUGGAGAACACAACAACUAUGUCACUGGGGGAUCAGCGAGUCAACGAUAUUCAGUGGCUCUGAUGCUUCCACUUAUUUUCAUCUUGGCAACAUGCAGUUUGCACCAGUAGAAUCAAUAAGAUAGUUUUAUUCCUCAUGGAUUUUUUAAAAAAGUGACGAGUGAUACAAGUUAAAGUGACUCUAUAAAGUAAAUGUGUGGUGAUUUAUUUCUUCAAGAAAGAAAGUGUGAUGAAGAUUAAUUAUGAAAUGUGUGAAUGAACAUUUGUGGUGGCUUCUUGGGUCAUUACAGUAUUUUUGUCACAAAAACUUUUAAAGCAUUUUCAAAGUAUAGCACCACUAACUGUGGUACUGUUUAGUGAUUCUAGUGAUAAAUGAUUUUAAAUAAACUCUGAGUAGGAUGCUGAAUGCUGCUUCAUGAAGACCAAGUACAGUACAUACUUGAAACAAGAGGGAAGAAUAUGUGUGCAUACAGGAACAAACAAUAUGAGAAGAUUAAACAAACAAUUGAAUGGGGAUGAAUGGGGUGUAAAAAUUAAAAUCAAGAAGAAGAUCUAGUACAUUGUAAGAGCAGUGAAGUAGUUUGCAGUCCCAAAUAGCAAAUCCUAUUAAAUGAAAAUUUGACUUCAGAUCCUAAAAAAAGAAAAUGGAAGCCUUUGCUAUUUCAGUGCACAAAUAAAAUUUGUGAUUAGGCUAGGCAGUAUUGUGUGCCUACUUAAGGGUAUCAGAUGUAAAUAUGUAAAAAUAGGGCAGGAUUUUCAUUAGCAUAUACAGUAUAUGAGAUGACAUGGAAAAUAAUGUAACAUAGGGAUUGUGAUUUUCAAAUAGCAUGUGCUUGGUGGAAAUAUCUUUUAUUUUUGUCAAAACAGUAUUCGAUUCUCCAAUUUGAUUCUAAUCCUAUACAUAAUCAAGUUGUACUGGAUUGUGACCUAUGCUGAAGAUAAGAAUGUUACCCUACUUUCCCUUUGACAUAAACUGUUAUUUAUUCAUUCAAGUAGCCCUAAAGCUAUGAAUAAAUUAUUUCCACCUUCAUAUGUUAACUAGUAGUGAAGACUCAGUACAAACAAUGCAGAAUAGUCCCCGCGUUGAAUUGUGGACCUUCUUUAAACUCUGCUUGUAGUUCUUCUGGAAUCACCUAUAACUGAUUAAUUUGGAAAGAAACCUGUUGCAGUUCAGUUCCCUUUCAGUAUUGAAUGAAAUUGUUUUGCGGUGGUGGAUGUACUCAACAGGUGUGGGAACAAUUUACUACCUAGUUUGUAUUGUGGGAAGAAUGUGUUUGCUGCAUGGUCAAAAUUUAGUCGAUGCAGGUUGUGUGUGCCUAGAAAUUUAUUGUGUUAAUGCAUGCCAUUUGUAGUAAUGUGACCCAAAAUUAUAUUUAGAUUGUAAACUACUCAUUCUGGAGAGGAUAUUAUAUUCACAUCUGAAUGUAAGAGAUUCCACUUCCACUUGUUAUUUGUUUUUAAGAAGACUUCAAAAAUAUUUUUUUACUCUUAGAUUGUUUAUUAUUACAUUACUUUGACUUAGAUAAGUAAGAUAAUGUAAAUCAUUUUGACAAGGCCUAGCUGCUUAGUAUCCUUGAAGAUCUUUUCUUGCACUACUAAGACAAAUAAGUAAUACAUAAAAAAAAAUUGGACUGAAAUUUGAGAUGGUUUAUCUUUUCAAAAAAGAAAACCAUCACAGUCCAUAAGUUCUGCAAGACUCCUGAUCUUACACGACGAUCAAACUUUAACUCUCAAAGUUGUCAUAGAGAAAAAGGCAUUUUAUUUUCCUUACAUGACUUAUCAAGCAUAAAUGAACUAAACGUGUUUAUGCUAACAAAAAAAAAAGCUACAUCUCUAUUUUCGUUGAACCUUGUAAAGUUUUCUGAAGCUCAAGAUGGAUGCUGCGCUCUGUGGUGUGUGCCCAACAACAUCACUUUAAAAUAAUAUGGCUUCCUUUCAUUUGAGGGUUCAUUUUUUUUAACACACUGCUCAUUUGCACUUGAAGUGUUACAGUUGACCUUUUGCAGAACUAUUAUCUUAACCAUACUUUAGAUAACUUUAACUGACUGGUUAGUUUUUUAAGCAUAUACUUAAAAUUCUGUUGAUAAUUUUUGUGAUUAUCUAGUGUUUUAGUGGAAAUAAUGUGAAUGUUUUGGAUGCUGGAGGUACAAGCAUAAUCUCUUUCUGAAUUAAUUCUAGUGAUUAACAAUUGGUCCGAUUUCUGUUCUUAGAAAGCCCAAGUUUAGGCUGUCCUCAAGCAUACUUUCAAAAAUUGGUUUCUUUUUCAAAAUAGCAAAGCAUGCUGAGGGGCCUAAACCAUUUCUCUUAAGACCAACUGUACACUUCACACCCUAAAUUCACAGAAAGCUAGCCACUUGCACCGUAGUAAAGGAUGUAGCUCUAAUUCUCUCAGGUGGGCUAAAAAUUACAAUGAUGCAUGAUUGUUCGUUCUAUGUUGGGUUCCUUGAAUCUUGUGGUUACUUGCUUGGGGCUUUUUUGCUUUCUUCAAAUUACAUUCUCUACUUUGGUCAUUAUAAUUUCUAUGAAAACUAGGUAUAAAAUAUGAUUGUUAUGUGUACCCCCUCUUCCUGAUUACUUUUUUAAAGAUGAAAAGCAAAUGAAUGAAUUGUUAAUUUAUAGUGUACCCUUUGUUGAGUUCUUGACCGAGAUUUGAGGAUAAGUAGAGACAAUAAAAUCGCACAUCUCAUUGGCUACUCCUUACUCCAGAUGAGAUUUAGUCCCAGGUGGUAUUCAUUUUGAGUAGAUACCAACAUCAUCUUGUGGCAACAUAAGUUUCUGCUUUCAAUUUUUCAAUUUAUUGGGGUGAAGUGAGAAGGAAGGAUGACAUUAUUUGCAUUUGCUUGAAAAAUUUAUUCCUUUAACAUGUGUGUUGUGCAUUAUUGCUUCAUGACCAGAGAACUGGUUUGUUUUUAUGCGCUGGUUUGGAGAGCACUAAACAAUCUUUGUAAAAUGUUACCAGAUGUGCAAAACUUCAUACUUUAUGCAGUUAUUUAUGAGCUAAUAUGGUUUGAUAUCUUUGAUACAUUGUGGAUCAAUUUAAAUCAGGAGAAUUUAUUAUCAUUCUGGAAAAAAAUCCAGAUUAUAUUGUUGAGAAUUGUAGUGGCGUAUUCUAUACUCUUUGAAAUAAUUUUAUUUGAGAUUCAUUUGUUUGGAAGGCUGUUUCUUCUUCUCGCAAAUACGUCUCCAUUUCAAAGCUUUCAAAGUUUCUGGGCACAUUUCCAAGAGAACAGGAAACAACGUGUUCCCUUUAGUGAACAAAAUUAGUUUAAGAAAAGUGUUGAACCAUUGAGAACUUUGAGAUGGAAUCCUGCUUAUGCAGCUUAAUGAAGAAAUAGUGUGUCGGGCUAUUAUUUCCAUUAUAACAUACAAAAUGUAAUAUAUUUGAGAGUUGACCUUUUUUUGUGAGGAUAAUUUGUAAAAUCAAUAAUUUUGGUAUGAAACAUAUUGUACAGCAUUAAUUUUGAAACAAAGUGUACAAUAAAAAAAUAUUAUGUCUA